CGGAAAAAUAAAACCUGUCCUUUAAUCGUGAUGGGUUGUCGUGGUUUAUUAGGUCGGUUUUUUCUGCUUUUCCUCAUUCAAGUCGGCUGGUCAUCUGGACAUUUGGUAUUCUCAUAUAAUGGCCGAUCUGCCGAUCUAUGUGUUCACCGGGCCUUCUGGGGCUGGUAAAAGCACGCUACUACAAAUGUUGCUGGAGAAGUUUCCCAAUAGUUUUGGAUUCAGUGUAUCUCACACAACGCGAAAACCACGCCCGGGGGAAAGGGAUGGAGUAGAUUAUCACUUCACUGACAGAGAUUCGUUUUUGAGUGAGGUUUCCCAGAGGAAUUUUCUUGAGUAUGCAGAAUUUGCUGGGAACUUUUAUGGAACAUCAAGACUUGCUGUUGAAUCAGUACUUAAUGCUGGUCGCAUAUGUAUUUUAGAUGUUGAACUACAGGGAGUUAAAAGUAUCCAUGCAAUUCAACCACCAUUGAAUGCUCAAUACAUCCUUAUUCGUCCGUCUUCAAUUAGUGAAUUGGAAAAGCGUCUACGUGGCCGAGGAACAGAAACUGAAGAAACUCUAUCUAAGCGGCUUGCUCGGGCUCGUGAAGAUAUUGCAUUCUCUGAAACUGAAGAAGGUCAGAAACUAUUCACAAAAAUUAUAAUUAAUGAUGAUCUCAACACUGGAUAUAAAGAGUUGGAAAAUUUUGUUCUCCCAGCUGUUAAAUGUACUAAAUGUGCGUUAUAACUACAAAUAUAUUUAGUGAUCCACUAAUAUCAAUAUGCUUAGUACUAUUUACUUACUAUUUUACAAUUUAUGCGACAGCAUUUAUCUUUAUUUUACCUUUACUUCCCCCCUCCUCAGUUCUCAUUGUAGCAUAAAGUAGAUAACUCACAUCUUUAAGCUACAAGUUGCACAGUAUUUAUUAGUAAUAUUAACUUGAGAGUUAUUAUAUUACUUCUAUAUUCCUAAACCUUUCACAUUUGACUGUCAAUGUAUUAUGACAGAUUAAUUUAAAUGUACUACAGAAAUAGAAGUUUAGUGUUUUA
Messenger RNA from Schistosoma margrebowiei, 1026 nucleotides. NCBI's taxonomy places the organism in Eukaryota, Metazoa, Platyhelminthes, Trematoda, Strigeidida, Schistosomatidae. The record is from the annotation of a GenBank genome assembly.